AUGUCGGUCAAGCUAACUGGGCAGGAAGCUUGGAAGAGUGAAGAGGAAGAAGCACACCAAACAUUAGAUGAGGAUGACAAAUCAUCUAGUGACUACAAUUUAAGCAAAAGAAAAGACAAGGAGACGUACCCGCCACUGCCGUACGAAGAUGAAGUGUUCCAUGCCAUUCUUGAUACAAUGUUUGCUAAUGGUGCAAUCAAACCCUCCAAGCCUUACAAAGUCCGUACCAAAGAGGAAAAGGGUGAUCCUAGGUACUGCCGUUAUCAUCAGUUUGUGGGUCAUCCAACCAAUUCUUGUCAAACUUUGAGGAAAAUCUUGCACGCCGAGAUACAUGACGGAACUCUUGAGCUACCCUCUAGGAAGCCAGCUUUUGACGAAGACCCCUUGCCAAAACGAAGGGGAAAGGAGAUGGCUGCUGUCAUUACAUGCUCUGAUGACUUGCUAGAUGACGACGUAUUGUGCCACCUGUGGAAGAAUGACCCAAAGCCAUCGGAGGCUAUUUGGGAGCCUUGUGGAACCAUAGAGAAAGCUUACUGGUGUAAAUAUUCAAAACCCUCAAGUUAUAAUACCCUAUGGCCACUUACUGAUGGAUGGGAGGAUGGUUCCAAUAGCGAAGUUAUUCACUUUGGAUAUGCUGGAAGAACACCACUUGGGGGCUUCAUUUGGUCAACAAGAUUAUCGAGAGACAGCUGUCGUAACCUCUCAUAA
This is a messenger RNA of Prunus armeniaca (apricot), 708 nucleotides long. The record is from the annotation of a GenBank genome assembly. NCBI's taxonomy places the organism in Eukaryota, Viridiplantae, Streptophyta, Magnoliopsida, Rosales, Rosaceae.